Sciurus carolinensis (gray squirrel) is the source of this 4115-nucleotide messenger RNA. It is a transcript of the gene Thbd, whose product is annotated as thrombomodulin. Gene Ontology annotation, molecular function: calcium ion binding; transmembrane signaling receptor activity. Gene Ontology annotation, cellular component: membrane. Lineage: Eukaryota; Metazoa; Chordata; Mammalia; Rodentia; Sciuridae. The record is from RefSeq and is a predicted model, not a curated record. The coding region runs from base 307 to 2037 and encodes 576 amino acids. The transcript has a single exon.
GCAAGGCGUCCGGAGAACCCAGUAAUCCGAGAAUGCAACAUCAGCCCUUCCCACCAGGCACUUCCUUCCUUUUCCCGAACGUCCAGGGAGGGAGGGCUGCGCAUUUAUAAACUCCGGUCCGGGCAGACCAGUAUGUCAGAGGCUGCCUCGCCGGGGAAGCGCGCCGCAGUCAGAAGCGUCUGGGCUAGGACCAAAGCCAGUGGCUGAAGCCAGCGGCGCCCUGUGCCUUUCUGCCCCGGUCAGGUCCCAGUCCCGUCACAGAGCCUGCACUUUUUCUGGCGCCUGCACGCAGCACCCUUGGACAGCAUGCUCGGCGUCUUUCUUCUGGGUAUGUUGGCCCCGGCGGGCCUGGGGCUUCCCGCACCAGCAGAGCCGCAGCUCAGCAGCAGUCAGUGCGUCGAACACGAGUGCUUCGCGCUUUUCCCGGGUCCCGUGACCUUCCUCGCUGCCAACCAGGCCUGCAAGCGCCUGCGAGGACACCUGAUGACGGUGCGCUCCUCGGUGGCUGCCGAUGUCAUCUCCUUGCUGCUGAGCGACGAUGACAGCAUCGGUCCACGUCUUUGGAUCGGUCUGCAGCUCCCGCAGGGCUGCGGCGACCCGGAGCAACUUGGGCCCCUACGCGGCUUCCAUUGGGUUACAGGUGACAAUCGUACCAGCUACAGCAGGUGGGCGCUUGACCGCGAUGGGGUGCCCCUCUGCGGCCCGCUGUGCGUCACUGUCUCGGCAAUGGUAGCCUCAGCGCCUGGAGAACCGGUAUGGGAGGAACAACAGUGCAACCAGGAGGCCGACGGCUUCCUCUGCGAGUUCCACUUCCCAGCCUCCUGCAGGCCCCUGGCGGUGGACCCCAGCGCCGCAGUUGCGGUUCACGUCCCAAGUACUUAUAACACCCCGUUCGGGGCCCAUGGCCGGGACUUUCAGGCACUGCCAGUGGGCACCUCCGCUGUAGUGGAGAACUUGGACUUGGAGUUGAUGUGCACUGCGCCGCCUGCAGCUGCAGAGGCGCGCUGGAGUCGGGAGGCUCCCGGUGCCUGGGACUGCAACGUGGAGAACGGAGGCUGUGAGCACGCGUGCAACCGGAGCGCUGUGACGCCCAGCUGCCUCUGCCCAGGCGACGCCGCUCUGCAGGAAGACGGUCGCUCCUGCGCCCCACCUAUGGUGCAAUCCUGCAACGAUCUCUGCGAACACUUCUGUGUCAACAACUCCGACGUGCCGGGUUCCUACAUGUGUAUGUGCGAGACUGGCUACCAACUGGCGGCCGACCAGCACCGGUGCGAGGAUGUGGACGACUGUAUGCUGGUUCCAAAUCCGUGCCUGCAACGUUGUGUCAACACGAAGGGCGGUUUUGAGUGCCACUGCUAUCCUGGCUAUGAACUGGUAGAUGGCGAAUGCGUGGAGCUCGUUGAUCCGUGUUUCGGUGCUAACUGCGAGUACCAAUGUCAGCCGGUGAGCCCAACAGAGUACCGUUGCAUCUGCGCUGAGGGCUUUGCACCCAGUCCCCAAGACUCGCACAGGUGCCUGAUGUUCUGCAAUGAGACUGCAUGCCCCGCAGACUGUGACCCCAACAGUCCAGACACCUGCCGGUGUCCGGAAGGCUACAUCCUGGACGAGGGUUUCAUGUGCAUGGACAUAGACGAGUGCGACAACGAAUACUGUUCUCAUGAGUGCCGCAACCUCCCUGGCUCCUAUGAAUGCAUCUGUGGGCCCGACUCCGCUCUUGCGGGUCAGGUUGGCACAGACUGUGACCCUAUCAAGGUGUCCACCAGCGACGACGACGAAGGUGGCUCUGGAGAGCUCCCAGUCAGUCCGACGCCAGUCUCCACCUCAAGUUCUCCUACCGCGGGGCCUGUGCAUUCAGGCGUGCUCAUUGGCAUCUCCAUCGCGAGCCUGUCGCUGGUGGUGGCACUUUUGGCACUCCUAUGCCACCAGCGCAAAAAGCAGGGCAAUGCGCGACCGGAGCUGGAGUACAAGUGCGGGUCACCAGCCAAGGAGGUGGUGCUGCAGCAGGUGAGAACUGAUCGGACGCUGCAGAAACUCUGAGGGCCCUCCCUCCAGGGACCUGGGUGUUGUCAUGGCCUUUCCCUCCUUCCUGUGCCUCUCUCGUUGGCUACUCAAAAGCACCCUAGCUUGCUUGACACCUGGAGAAGACCCUUCUCCAUCCUCCCAUACUGUAUGUAGUUGGGCAGGAAAGGAUUGGAAGGAGGGGAGCCCCAAUCUCUUCCAAGAACACCACUGAACAACUGGGCAGAGAUGCAAAUUUAAACGAAGACACAGACUGCAAAGUGUCCCAGGCCCUCGCCACAGGGACAGGAAGGGUGAGCCUUACUGGUCUAUAGCUUUGGGGCCUGACUUGUGAGCUAGUGAUGAUGACCAGCAUAUUUAUUAUUAUUUUUAAGUAUUUAGUUUUUUUCAUUCCUUUGCUUUUUUCCCUACCUGCAUCUCUCCAAUAUGAACUUUAUGUGUGUGUGACUCUCUAUUACCUCCUCUCUCUCCUCCCACCUCUCCUUUUUCUCUCUCUUCCUCACUACCUCUCUCUUGGCCCUACUUCUUUGCUGUUAGCUGUCCAUCUAGGCAGACAUCCUACAGGAAACAGAAACAAAAACACUAAAACCCAAACAAUAGAAUAUUUUCUUUUUCACCAGCUUUGAUAAUUUAUCCCCAAAUUUUAAGCUUCCAGAGCUCAAUAAUUUUAGCACAUGUUAAAAAUUGAGAGGCAAUAGUUACAUUAAUGUCACUGGACUGUUAUAGAAACUCAACCCAAGGAAUUUUUAUCUUCAGUUUUUAAAAAGUGACCCUGGGUUUCAUUGUUGUUGAUUUGACUUGGACUGAAAAACAGAAAUUGUUGUUAAGUUUUUAUGUAGUUUCCAUCAUAAUUGUUGUUGUUGAUAUUAUUAUUAUUUUAAUUUUUGACAGUGUCAAAAAUAUUCAGAUGCUUGCCCUAAAUUGAGAGAAAUACCUCCCAGGGGACAGUUUAAGAAAUCUUUGAGCUGCAUGCUUCUUGUUAAUUUGACUCUCAAUUGCUCUUGUCACUUGUAGUUCAAAAUAAAAGCUGCCCUACUGGUUUUGAGGGGAAUUGGGAACUUGGAAAUGGAGAUGGAGGGAUGCCCUUUUAGUCAAAUUUAUGUUUCUGUGACCAAAAUAUCUAACAAGAACAACUUAGAAGAAGGAAAGUUUAUUUGGGGCUCUGUAUUCAGAGGUUUCAGUUCAUAGAUGGUUGACUUCAUUGCCCUGGGCUCAAGGUGAGGCAGAACAUCAUGGUGGGGGAGUCCAGUUCAGCUCCUGGAGGGGUCAGAAAGCAGAGAGAGAAAAAGAAGGGGCCACAGGGAAGAUACACCCUUCCAGGGUAUGCCCCCAGUUACCCACCUCCUUCAACUAGGACUCCUCUGCCUCCAGUUACCACUCAGUCCUUUCAAAUUAGUAUGGACUGAUUAGGUUACAGCUCUCAAUCCAAUUAUUUUACCUCUGAACACUCCUGCACUGGGGGAGACACUUCAUAUCCAACCAUAACAAUGCUCAAUUAGGACCUCACCUUAAUGAGGCACUUGGGGAAUGUCUCCCUCCUUGCCCUGGCCAUUGGAUCUGGUUCUGGGAUAAGAAUUGGGCCUCCCAUGGGAACUCUUUAGAUAUGCAGAGUCCUAGGCUCUAGCCUACUUAGUUCAUGAAAAACUGCAUUUAAAUAAUACCUGCAAGGGGGUUAUCUGCUCAGUCAUUUGAAGACAAUAGUUCUAGACUGUUUCCAACUAUUUGGAGAACAUUAAAUAUGGGUCAGUAAUAAGUAGCAGGCCACAUCAGGCCCUUUAUUUUCAAGAAACUGAGGAAUUUUCAUUGUAUAGCUUUGCUUUCUGGUAGAAAAGACUAGGUACACACCUCUAGACAUUACCACACAGGGUCAAGAAGGUUUGGUUCAACUAAGCCAAAAAUGGAAUCAUGCUUCAAUGGAUGGGGGAAAAAUGUAUCAUAUGUGUAAGUGUAUCAUAUGUAAGGCAAAGGUUUUUCUCUACUGUUUUGUGAACUCAACACAUUUGUACAUAGUUAUUUAUUUAUUGGAGUUAAACUAGAACACAGGCAAAACCCUUGCUUAUGACUAUACUUGUACAAAAUAAACAAAUUAAACAAAU